Molecule: messenger RNA, 1233 nt
Organism: Aureobasidium melanogenum CBS 110374
Lineage: Eukaryota; Fungi; Ascomycota; Dothideomycetes; Dothideales; Saccotheciaceae
Product: cystathionine beta-lyase
Exons: 2
Coding region: 1-1233 (410 amino acids)
Biological process (GO): transsulfuration
Cellular component (GO): cytoplasm
Molecular function (GO): carbon-sulfur lyase activity; pyridoxal phosphate binding
Source: RefSeq, a predicted model, not a curated record
AUGGACUACUCUCAUUACUCGGCCUCGACAUUGGCCGUCCACGGCGAUGAUCUGCUCAAUGAUUCCACAGAUGUUGCGCCUGCCAUGCAUGUCUCGACCACCUACCGCUAUCCCGAGGACCCUGAUAAGUUAGUGCCCUUCAGCAUGGACGAUGUGAUGGCUGGUCGUGACCCUCUGAAGCCAGGAAGCGGUUCUGAUCCUCUAAUCUACAGCCGCGAGGCUGCGCCCAAUACUUUUCGUCUCGAAACCAUCCUCUCGCACCUCCUCAAAGGCCCCGCAUUGACCUACAGCUCUGGUCUUGCUGCCUUCCACGCUCUCCUUGUCGCACUGAACCCCAAGGUUGUCGCAAUUGGCGACGGCUAUCACGGCUGCCACGGCGUACUGAAAAUCUUCCAAAAACUCACACAAUGCAAGAUUGUCGAUGUCCACAACCCUGAUACUUGGGAAGGCUUGGGCAAGGGUGAUGUGGUGCACCUGGAGACGCCUCUCAAUCCCACUGGCGAGGCAUACGAGAUUGAGAAAUAUGCCAAAUGGGCACACGAGAGAGGUGCUGUUUUGACAGUCGAUGCUACAUUUGCGCCACCACCACUUAUGGAUCCCUUCGCUUGUGGUGCAGACUUUGUUAUGCACAGUGGAACCAAGUACUUCGGCGGCCACAGCGAUAUGCUUUGCGGUAUCGUUGCCAUCAACCCCGCUCGCCCAAAUGCAACCAAAGAGUACUGGGGAAUGUGGGAUGAGCGAGUAUGUUUGGGCGCCGUCAUGGGAAGUUUGGAAGGCUGGCUCGGUGUCCGCAGCAUUCGUACUCUCGAACUUCGUGUCCAACGUCAGUCCGAAACGACCACAGCUCUGGUUCAAUGGCUUGUCUCACUCCAAGCCGGCGAAGGUCCUAAAGAAGACGUUGCAGUUGUUCAAAAAGCUCUCUCGCGUGUCCAGCAUGCAAGUCUGCAGAAAGAUGACAUGCAUUGGUUGAAGAAGCAAAUGCCUGGUGGCUACGGUCCUGUGUUUGCCAUCUGGAUGGCCGAAGAGAAGUUUGCUAGGUGUUUGCCUAGCAAGCUUGCUCUCUUCCACCAUGCCACCAGUCUUGGUGGUGUGGAAAGUCUGAUCGAGUGGCGACGCAUGAGUGAUGCGAAGAUUGACUCAAGAGUACUGAGGGUCAGUAUCGGUGUUGAGAAUGUAGAGGACCUGAAGAAGGAUCUUCUCGCAGCCUUCAAGGCUGUCCUGAAUGAUGCUUGA